Pollicipes pollicipes is the source of this 1968-nucleotide messenger RNA. Its product is annotated as trimethylguanosine synthase. Gene Ontology annotation, molecular function: RNA cap trimethylguanosine synthase activity. Gene Ontology annotation, cellular component: nucleus. The record is from RefSeq and is a predicted model, not a curated record. The transcript has 8 exons. Gene Ontology annotation, biological process: 7-methylguanosine cap hypermethylation. Bases 49 to 1935 code for a protein of 628 amino acids. Lineage: Eukaryota; Metazoa; Arthropoda; Thecostraca; Pollicipedomorpha; Pollicipedidae.
GCCAGCGCAGCGGAGUCCGGCGCUGGCGCCAGGGAGCGGCAGGCCGGCAUGGGGGAGGAGGCGGUCGGAGAGUGUGGGACAGCGUCGGACCCGUCGGCCGUCGAAGAGCCGCCGCUCGCUGCGGACCAGUCGGCGGUGGAUGGGCCUCCAGCGGAGCCGCGGUCCACGGCGGAUGACCCUCCCACGGCAGACGGUCAGUCCAUGGGUGGAGAUCAGUCCCAGGUGGAGGGCCAGUCAGCCGCCGACCAGCGCCCAGCGGGAGAUCGGGGCUCGGUCGAACCGUCUGCUGCCGACCAGUCGGCGGCGGAGGACGCGCCGCAGCCGGGCGGCGAGUACUCGUGGGACGAGCUGUGGCAGCAGCACUACCAGCAGGUGUACGAGCGCAUGCUGGCCGAAUUUAGGGCUGAGCAUGGCAGGACGGCGGCGGCGGACGGCGGCCACACCGACGGAGGGCUGCCGAACGGUGCCCCCGACGGCUCCAGCGACUCCAAGAGGAAGGCUAGCGCCAAGAAGAAACGAAACGCGUCAUCCAGAAAAGCAAGGGAAAUGAAGCUGAACAGCGUGGGCGCACUGCUGCAGCAGCUGCAGGAGCCAUCGGAACCCACCACGGCCGCCCGCCGGCCGACUGAGGCUGCCUCUGAUGACGUCACAGAUAUCCGGCCGGGUGACGCCACAGAUCACCGGCCAGCCGACGGAACGGUGCCUGCCGAUGCGUUCGAUCCUACUGCUGGGAAAGGAGAGUGCGCUGUGGACGACUCGGCUGAAGAGGUGGACGUCAGCUUGGGGCGGCCGGGCACGCUGGAGUUUGCCGAGGGCGCGCUAGCGAUGCUGGGCUUCUGCCACGCAGCUACUGAGGACGCCGCCCGGCCAGCCGCCGCCCACGUCACCUACCGCCAGAAGCGGCUCAAGCAGAAGACCCGCGCGCUCAACAUGACAAAGACGGCAUUCAGCCACGACAGUCUGGUCAAAAAGGCGCAGAACCUGAUUGGCGCAUUCCAGUCGGAACAGAGGCCGAAUGGCGUCAGCGCGGAGCAGACGAAGCCGGCCGAAGAGCGUGACAGUACCAGUGAAUCCGUUCACCCUACCAGCGAAUCGGCCGACGUUGCUAGCGAGGUCACUCACCCUGAGGCCAAUGACCCCGGCAAACAGGACGAUGAACCCAAGGCCACUGACCCACCCGCCGCGGGGAGCGGGGCUGCCGACGCCAUUCAGAAGCGACCCGCGGCCCGCGGCCAGGGUCAGGGUCGCCGCCAAGCGGGGGGCAAACGAAGUCGAGCCGCCCGGCCCGCGCCCGAGGAGAUGCAGAACUCCGCCGAGCUGCGCAAGUACUGGUACCAGCGGUACCGGCUCUUCUCCAGGUUUGACGAGGGCGUGCGACUGAGCGGCCCCAGCUGGUUCUCGGUGACGCCGGAGCAGAUCGCGCGCCACCUGGCGGACCGCUGCCGUGCUGACGUCAUCGUCGACGCCUUCUGCGGCGCCGGCGGCAACGCUAUCCAGUUCGCCUUCACUUGCGAACGAGUGAUCGCCAUCGACAUCGACGCUGAGCAGCUGGCGCUGGCGCGGCACAACGCGGCCGUCUACGGCGUGCGGGACCGCAUCGAGUUCGUGCGCGGCGACUUCUUCACGCUGGCGCCGCGGCUGCGCGCCGACGCCGUCUUCCUCUCGCCGCCCUGGGGAGGUCCCCAGUACUGCGACGCCGACGUGUACGACGUGUACCGGCUGGACGGCUCCAUGGACGGCCGGGACAUGAUGCGCGCCGCCCGUCAGGUGUCGUCCAACAUCGCCCUGCUGGCGCCCCGCAACGCCAACACGCAUCAGCUGACGGCGCUGGCCGGCCCCGGCGGCAGCGUGGAGAUAGAGCAGAACCUGCUCAACGGCAAGAUCAAGACCAUCACCGCCUACUACGGCGACCUGAUCGCGUGCGGGCACAGCUGACCCGCCGGCGGCCCGCGCUGCGCCCUCGUUCGC